CCGACAGUAAAAGUCAAUAAACUUUUUAUUAUCACAUCUUGUGAUCACUUGAACGGAUCAACUGAUAGUCGCAGACAUUUGUGGCCAUCACUAGAGUGUGGGUGAAGUGCUUGAUGGACGACCAAUCAGUGCGAAGACGUGUAUUGAUAUUAUACGGCUCAGAGACGGGUCAGUCUGAGGCCAUAUCCCAACAGAUCCACGACCAGUGCGACCAUCACCUGGAAGUGCUGACCGACAACUUCAACAUAUCUGUGGAGCGACUGUGUCUGGACACCAUUGGCGACCAAUACAGCCUUGAGACUGAACAGACAGUGGUGUUUGUGGUGUCGACCACCGGUGAGGGCGAACCCCCGCAAAACGCCCUUAAGUUUUACCGCAAGUACCGCAAGCGUGCGCUUCCCAAGAGUUUAUUAUCUCAUCUGCGGUACUGUUUGCUGGCAUUGGGUGACACCAACUACGAGCGAUUCGCCAACUUUGGCAAAGAUUUAGAUAAACGACUUCAGGAGUUGUCGGCGAAGAAGUUUUACGACACGGGUUUCGGCGACGACGCCGUCGGACUCGAGUUAGGGGUCGAGCCCUGGAUUGAGAACCUCUUUACCGCUGUACUCAACCAUUUCAACGCCUAUUCCUCGCUAAACGUACCCAUAGUUGACGUCAAACUCUUGACACCAGUUGAACGAGAAAUGAGUGCCAAAGAUAACUGUCUACUAAUGCAGACAACGGACGAGCGUUUGUCACAAUUGGAUCAAUUGAAUUUGCCAUUGAUUCCGAGUAAAUUUAAAUCAUUUCAACUGAAACUCCACGAAACGCUUCCCGAAGAAUAUGUAGACAAAUGUCUGCCCAAAGAGUUUUACUUUCAAACGCUUCCGGUUAUGGACUCAAAGGUAUUUGACGCGACUUUAGUGGAAUUGAGACAACUGUCCACCGAUUCUGUGGCCGAUAAUGACGAGACUGAUAGUCGUUGUGACGCUAAGACCAUAAUUGAGGCCACAAUGAGAAUAGAGAGCGAAGGGGAGGGCGGGUGUAGUGUUGGCCACGAAGCGGGCGAUUCUUUCGGUGUUAUUGUCGGCAAUUAUGACGAAGAAGUCAAUCAAGUGUUGCACUCUUUGGAUCUCUCAGGCAAACGAGACUUUUAUUGCGAAGUCUUGACACCCGAAGUGUUCCCACAUUUGCCCAAAAUAUGCAAAGUUUAUGAUUUGAUUAAAUACUAUUUAGAGCUGCGAUCGGUUCCCAAGAAGUCAUGUCUCAGACAUUUGGCCGACUUUUGUGACAAUCCGUCCCAAAAGCGACGCCUUCUGGAGCUGAGUAGUCGCGAAGGCGGCGAAGACUACAACCGAGUCGUACGCAACCAAUUCGCCGGCAUUUUGGAUAUCCUGCAAGUGUUUGACUCUUGUCGACCCCCUCUGGACGUGUUGGUGGCCAACAGCCCGUGCUUUGCGCCCCGAUAUUACAGUGUGUGUAACGCACCCGACCCUCUCAACCGAAAUCAAUUCAAAAUAGCCUUUUCUGUGACCACUUUCGAGGAGACACUACUCAGAAAAGAUACUCAACUGUUUGGUGUGUUUACGGGAACUCUAUUCAGACUAUUAAGACAUGAGGUGUCGGCACAGGGAGAUAGUGUCGACCAAUGUUUAGCCAAAUUAAGUCUCGAGUCCAAUAUGAAGAGCUUUAAAGCGUUUAAACGCAAGAAUCCAUACUUCAAACUGCCGUCCAAUGUGUCGAUCCCUAUAGUGAUGGUGGGCGCGGGCACUGGUGUGGCGCCGUUCGUAGGAUUUCUAGGACAGCGCCAACUCGUGUCAAAACGGUCGACAGUGCCGGCCGGCGAGUGUUGGCUAUUCUACGGGUGCCGACACUCGCGCCGGGACUACAUCUAUGAGCGCGAGUUAAAGCAAUACCAGAGCGACAAAGUGUUGACCCAAUUGUAUGUUUGCUUUUCGCGGGAAUCAGUGGAUGAAAAGUCUCCUAAAUAUGUACAAAACCUGAUCCAAAACCACUCGACAGCCCUCUAUAGACUCAUUGAUGUGAGGAAAGCCAUCGUUUACGUUUGCGGCGAUUUGAAAGGUAUGGCCACUGAUGUGUUCAACGCAUUGGUCAGUGUUGUGGAGACGGCUGGCAAACAGAGCCGCGAAAAUGCUGUCAAAUAUGUGCGUGAAUUGCAAUCAGAGAAGCGAUACCUUCAGGAUAUCUGGACUUAA
Oppiella nova is the source of this 2195-nucleotide messenger RNA. The record is from the annotation of a GenBank genome assembly. Lineage: Eukaryota; Metazoa; Arthropoda; Arachnida; Sarcoptiformes; Oppiidae.